AUGGAGCAGUGCUCUUGCCUCUGCCGCGUGGGCUCUUCGCGGGGAUGUCGGUGUCCUCAGAAGCGCAAGCGCCCAUCUGAGACAGCAGUGGCCAAGGGCAAGCGGUGUUGUCAGGAGUGCCAGGGCCCAGCUGAGAAGGCAGCAGCUGAAGGCAAGCCAGCCCUGGCAGAAAAGCACCUCGAGGCGGACGUGGCAGGGCGGUGCUGUGCGGGGAGUGGAGGAAUCUCGAGCCCCAUGUUGCCCCCACACUUCUCAUUGCAGGACCUGCCUCCCGAGCUGCUAGUGGAGAUCUUCGCCUCGCUCCCCGGCACCGACCUGCCCAGCCUGGCCCAGGCCUGCACCAAAUUCCACCACAUCCUGCACAUUGACAGCAUCUGGAGACGGCGCUGCCGGGAGGAGUUUGGCGUUCCUGAAAGCUUGCCGAACCAGCAGUGCCGGGGCCCAGCUGAGAAGGCAGCAGCUGAAGGCAAGCCAGCCCUGGCAGAAAAGCACCUCGAGGCGGACGUGGCAGGGCGGUGCUGUGCGGGGAGUGGAGGAAUCUCGAGCCCCAUGUUGCCCCCACACUUCUCAUUGCAGGACCUGCCUCCCGAGCUGCUAGUGGAGAUCUUCGCCUCGCUCCCCGGCACCGACCUGCCCAGCCUGGCCCAGGCCUGCACCAAAUUCCACCACAUCCUGCACAUUGACAGCAUCUGGAGACGGCGCUGCCGGGAGGAGUUUGGCGUUCCUGAAAGCUUGCCGAACCAGGUGAGGAGGGGUAUGUCUUAUCGAGAAGUCUAUACGAAGCUGUUCCACCCAUACAGACACAUUUUGGGAUUGUGGCAGCUAGAUACUGAGGACUAUAGAACACUGCUGAAUGUCGUGGUGGACGGCUUAUGCAUUACUAGCUGGACGUGCUGGCCUCCCCUUAACACCGAUGUGGAUGGCCCAAUGGAAUUCGAGCCCUUGUUUAGAAUUCGCCUGACGGAGUGGAAAUUAGCCAUGGUGGAGUACUACGUGGACACCUUCUACAGCUUUUCCCACAAAUGCCACCUGCAGAUUCAGAAGGACAGGUUUAGCCUCCAGUGGUUCAAGAGAGACCACCAAAAGGACAGGCUGCCGUAUCACUGCCUGACCUACCGCCGCCUCCACCUCCCGCCGAGACACCCGGACGACCUCAUCAGGCCAGGCCUCUUCCAAGGCAAAUACGAUGCCGGCGGCCCAACGAUUGCCAUGCUCAGCUUCCAUGGGAAGUAUGCCAGGUUCACAAAGGUCACGGGAUUCCCCAUCGCGACCUUACAAAUCCACCUCAUGCGCCGCAUCCAGCCGCCAGAUGGCGAGAUCUUCCGCAACUUCAACGAGCUCUACCGCCUGGUCCAGGAGAUUGACGAGCAGGUGAUCCGGGAGCAGCAGCAGCAGCAAGAAGGGACUGAGGAAAGUGAGGGCCAUGCCCAGCCCAGCGUCGGAGAGUCCGGGGCUGCAGCUUCGGAGGAGCAGCCUGUCCCGUUUGUUCUGCCUGUGGGCGUGCGCUCUAUAGACCAGAACUACCCUGAAACCUGCAGGAUGUGUUUCUAUGGCGUGGAUGACUUCGCCUACACCAGGCGCUGCCUUGCAGUCUUCAUCCUGUUCGAUGAGAACCACUUCGGGUUCAUCUGGCUGGAGGCGAAAGAGUUCUUCCUGUUCGGCAGAGUCCAGAACACCUUCCAGAAUGCGGAGGCACCAUCCCCGCAGGCCUUCCUGGAGAUGCUCAAGGACGUUCAUUCGAACCUCCUGGAGAAGCAGCUUCGAAACAUUUUGAAGAAUUGA
Molecule: messenger RNA, 1782 nt
Organism: Myotis davidii
Lineage: Eukaryota; Metazoa; Chordata; Mammalia; Chiroptera; Vespertilionidae
Product: F-box only protein 31
Exons: 2
Coding region: 1-1782 (593 amino acids)
Molecular function (GO): protein binding
Source: RefSeq, a predicted model, not a curated record